Symsagittifera roscoffensis is the source of this 4206-nucleotide messenger RNA. Its product is annotated as solute carrier organic anion transporter family member 4A1-like. NCBI's taxonomy places the organism in Eukaryota, Metazoa, Xenacoelomorpha, Acoela, Convolutidae. The transcript is spliced from 8 exons. Gene Ontology annotation, cellular component: plasma membrane. Gene Ontology annotation, biological process: sodium-independent organic anion transport; transmembrane transport. The record is from RefSeq and is a predicted model, not a curated record. The coding region runs from base 1120 to 3651 and encodes 843 amino acids.
CUGGGCUUGUGUCGCUUUUGUAUAUUGGUUAUUUGUGAUAGAAAAACAAGUCACACCUUCAAAGCCAGAUAUUUAUUAAAUUCUUUUCUGACCGGAGCUUUGAAAAGCUCGAGACAACUCUCCCAGGAAACACUUGUGUCAAUUAAAAAAAUUCUAAAGGAAAAACGCAUUUUAAAAUAACACACUACCAUUGCAGUCAGUUCAAAUUUCUUAUUCCUUCUAAACCGGAAUUUCAGCUUGAUUUGAAUUGUUUAAAAUGUUCAGCUCAUUAGGGAGCACCGCUGUCUAAACCCUGGAUAAGAUCUACAUGCAAUUGGCUGGUUGUUUUUCUGGGCUGGGUAAUGUUUCACCAUUUCACCACCGCUAGCCAUUUUGAUUCCUUUAACCUUUCUCAAACUUGUGUGUCUUUUGAAACAUCAGCUCCAAACCAUCAGAUAAUCCGAAUAUCUAAUGGGCAAAUAUAAUUAACCUUACCGAAAGUUGGCAAACCUAAGAUGUUGCACUAAUUUGACUCAGAAAGCAAUCACAGAGUUGUUGACAUUCUACGAAAUAGUAACCAAAACAUCAACUAAUUAUUCGGUAAUUUAACCAUUUAUUUCUUCCAUCGACUUAGUACUUAGAUCCAUUUGCGAGAGUAAGGUGCUUCUAAGAGUGAGUUUAUUCUUUCAGUUUCUUGAUGACUCCGGUUUAUCAACAGCACAGCUCCUCACAAACACGCUGACAUUUGCGGAACAAAGAAAAAAUACCAAUUUCGACUGAACUCACAUUCUAUCAAUCGCUCGAGCAUUUCCGAUAAAUCAAACCAAAGAAACGAAUUCACUUAUCAAGAAACAAUCCAAGGACUUACUCUUUAUUUAUUCAUAUACUGGCGUCACAUUUAGUGCCAUCUUCUGAAAGAUUUCUUAAAUUCGCUUCGAAAGUCUUCUCGCACUAGCUUAGAUUCAUUGAUUUAUGAGUUGAACACAAAAAUAAAAACGAUAAAAUUCGUGAGAUUGGUAAAUCCAGGUGCCAAUUGUAUCUCUAUUUCUUGGCAGGGAGUUUGAACAAACACCAGCUUCUGGCGAAAGUGACAACCAAUAUUAACCAAAGAGAGUUGCCAACAAACCAGAAGAAUCCAAGAUGACUAUUAAAGAAGCCUCGCACCAAAGGACCACCGAAAGUUCAUCCACAAACGAACAUCAAUUCGACACUCAAGGGCAAGCUACUUCAAAUAAUCGGUCAAUAAUGUCAACUUUCUGGGACAAAUUCAAACGAAGUUCAAAAGGAAACCAAUCCGAAGAAUACUUUCUAACUCAAGGUGCUCACGACGGUGCAAUGACUACUCAUUCAGACGCAAAGGAUCUUUGCGAGGGAUCUUUUGAAGAAAAUGCUCACAAGAAGGACAAACGGAAGAAAUCAAUUGAAAACCUCGGGGCUGAAAAUUCGUCGAUUCCUCUUUAUUCACGCGCUGGCUGGCAACUAUUCGCCAUUUGCUACUUGGUCGGGGUUCAAUCCUCACUCACAACCGGAUUUGUCAAUAGCUGUUACUCGACGCUGGAGAAGUUGUUCAAUUUCAACAGUAAAUUCACAGGCUUGAUAGAGGGAUCGUUUCACGUUGCAAUAGUCCUACUGGUUAUUCCGGUCAGUUUCUACGGUCGAAAAGGGAACAAACCUCUUAUCAUGGCUAUGGGCGCCGGUCUCAUAGCUAUCGGUGCUUUUUGCUACUCAUCAGCCGAGUUUUUCCGAGAACAGCCGUUUAGUGUUUUGAAUGUAACCCAUGUUAAAAAAUCGGGCGCAUUUCAAGAUCCUAGUGGAUGUAUUACCAAUGGUGGAGCCACGUCUUCUGAGGCGGAGAGGGAGGAGCCCGCUUGGGUCAAGUGGCUGUUCGUAACUGGGAUGUUCCUGAUUGGAGUGGGGUCGACCCCGAUUCAGACUGUUGCUAUUGCAUACCUGGAUCAGGGAUCGAAACACGACGAAAACACAGGGUGGUCUUUAGGCUGGUUCCAUGCCAUUGGUCUUCUGGCGCCUGCUCUUGGAUUUGUUCUCAGUGGAUCAUUUCUCAGCAUGCCAAUAGACUUCUCGAGCUGGGCUAUGUCGACUGAGGAUGACAGCUUCAUGGGGGCCUGGUGGAUGGGCUUCAUGUUAGAAUGUGCUCUCGCUCUCAUUCUAGUCCCAGUUCUUCUAACACUUCCCAACCGAGGCAAGACCAUGGAUGCCAGCAAAGAGCUCACCACUCCAGUUAGAUGUCAUUCAAGGAAACAGUCACAAAACAGCUUGAAACAGACGUUUGCUAAACAAGCUAGUUCAACCGACAAAACUGCAUCAGUUGUCAAAAGCGAAGUUUUGAGUGUCAAAGACAGCGCUGACAACGAACAUGCUGCCAACUUGACAUCAUUUGCUAAGGCUCCCAACAGCCCGGAUGCUUCCUCUACUGAUCCAGAGAAUUCACACGGAGGAGGUGCUUAUACUGUGAAAACUGCGCACCAGUUGCAACUAGCCGAAUUCUGGCUAUGCAUGAAGUGUCUCAUGAAAGACAAGACGUUUCUGUGCUUGCUGCUACACGGCAGUGUGCUACAUAUGACAACAGCCGGACUAACUGCUUUCAUUCCGAAGUUCUUCGAGACGCAGUAUCGGAUGAUUGCGCAAAUAGCCGCUUUUGUUGCAGGCGGAGUGAGUGUGCCUGCGGCAGCCAUUGGAGCCAUCAUUUCCGGAUACCUGAUCAAACGCAUGCAGCUCAACUGUCUAGGCACCAUUAAGAUGACCUUCUACGCACAGGGAACCUGCAUCAUACUUUGUGCUCUAUUCUUCAUCAUCAGAUGUCCCUACGGACAUGUUUACAUGCUGGACGAGGUGGACCAGUUGAAGGAAGUGAGUGGACUGAAUGCAUCUGAAGGAGAGUGUGAACAAAGCGAGAUGCAGAUCCACUGCGUGAACAACCAGUUCAACAUAUUCUCCCCAUGCAUACUCGACUGUGUUCAGGAGGGCUCUUGCGGCCAGCAAAACAUCAGCAUCAACGUCGGUCUUUGUGAACCAGGAGAAUGUUACUGGAGAGUCCCUGCAUUUACCAUCUUCUUUAUCACUUUUCUCGUUGCGAGCAUGGUCGCCGUUCCUAGAAUUUUUGCGUUGCUCCGCCUAGUCCAGGAUGACUGGAAAACCAUCUCUCUCGGAAUCCAAUGGGUGUUCUUCCGACUCCUUGGAAUGAUUCCUGGACCCCUUGUUUAUGGUCAAAUCUUCGACAGCUCCUGUACCCAAUGGGGUAGCUUUUCGAUGACAUGUUCCUCGUCUCACUCAAGCGGUCAUUGCUCGUUUUACAAUUCGACCACUUUAAGAAACUAUAUGAUUUGCGUGACAGUUGGAAGUCUUGUGAUCGGAGAACUGUGUCUGUUUUUUGCUAUUCACUUUUACGAGAAAGAACAUCAAGGACCAGGAAAAAAGGGAUACAUUUCGCCUCCUGAUGACCAUAUUGUACAGACAGUUUUCAACUUUGACCAGAAGAUAGGCGCUGUUUCUGACACGGACGAAAAAUGUCAGCGCUCUGAGGAAGGAGCCGAACAUCCGAUUUCGAUCAAAAUGUUUGAGAAAUCGGGAUCUGAUUUCCAAACAUCUAUAGAUUUGGACAAGAAUCGUGAGGUGCGCCUAACGGAUGGCCAUCAAAAUGUAACAACGACUUGAAUCAUAAGAAACAACGGGAAAAAAGCCGACACAAAAAAAAUCAUUUUCGACAGUAUUAAUAUGAAAUAUAUUCGAAAACAAUGGUAUUUCACGUCGAAACUCAUCAAGCAUUUUAUAUAGCUAUCCCAAAUGCGGCUUUUGAUUUAAAAGUUUAGCAUUAGAGCUCUUCCAAAUUCUGUUGACAAAAUCCGUCGGCUGGUCUGACUCUACCCGAUUCACCCUUCGUUCAAUCUGUCUAUAAAUUGAUUCAACUCUUUAUGUUAUUUUUGGGAAAAUUCAGCGAUUAUGUAAUUUUGCUAAUCGCUUUGGCAAAAAAGAACAUUCAGCGAUUCAAAUCCAUAAUUAUGAAAACAUAAAAAGCACUAUUGCAAAACCUCUGAUUAAGUACAAUACAACUUUCUUUCGGGUGUUCAAACGUUGAGUUUUUCCCAUUUUGUUAGAUGUGUCAUUUUUGUUAUUCCUUGAGCAAUAAUGAAUCGCCAACACUAAAAAUAAAUAGAUGUUUUAGAUUUCGAAAUCAUGCAUAAUUUCUUCCUAAUCGAAAGCUUUUAGCAA